UCAGGUUGUUCGGCUCGCGUCAGUCUGCACACAGACCUGCAGCACGCCGUGCCAGUGUGUCUGCGCUCUGUCUCCGCAGCCCGAAGCUUCAGAAAGCGACUAACCAGCCGAAGCUGUCAGAAUCCGUCGUUGUGUGCAGAGUGGACAAUUAGCAGAGGUGCGGGUUGCCUAACCAACCAGGGCUGACCAUGUCGUCUGCCGACAGGCGACGGGACCACCACCGUGUAUGCUGGUGCUUUGUGUUAAUAAGUUUGUUGUUCGCCUUGACGACCUCCGUCGGUCACGUUGACGGCACCGACCUGAAUGUCUUCCCUUUCGUGCAAUACGUGUCACAUCCUGUACAUAUCACCGUGCGUCCUCGCAACCAGCAAGUAAAAGCGGGUGGCGUGGCGUCGCUACUAUGUCGCGCCGAGGGCGACCCUGCGCCGCAGGUCAUUUGGCGCAAAAACACCAAGCGGCUGGUCGGCCCCCUGCCCGCAAGGUACCAAGUCAUCGAGUUCCCUCCACCUGGAGGCGGCGCCCUGCUCAGAAUCGAGCCAGUGCGCGCCGGAAGGGACGAGGCCACCUACGAGUGCGUUGCCAUGAACGACGUUGGCGACGCCGUCACCGCCGAAGCCGUCCUCUCCGUUUAUGAAUUUGAAAAAGCUCCAGAUGGCUUUCCUAGGAUUGUCCAGGCACCUACAACAAAGGUGGUCGAGGUGGGUCACACGGCUGUGCUGCAGUGUGAGGUCGGAGGAGACCCAGAGCCCAGGGUAUAUUGGAUCAAAGACUUCGUCCCCAUAGACAUGGCUGACCAGAGGUUCACCAUUUUGCCGCAAGGAAGUCUGCAGGUUAGCAACAGCCAGGAGGCUGAUCAGGGCAAAUACGAAUGCGUGGCGGAGAAUGAACUUGGUACCGAAUACUCCCACGCCAUCAUGCUCUAUGUCAAGGUGCGUCGAGUGCCUCCGCAAUUCACGAUCCCGCCGCCGACGGUGCUGGAGGUGCUUUUAGGCGGCAACCUGAACAUCACCUGCGUGGCCGUGGGCUCGCCAAUGCCCUCAGUGCAGUGGCGCAAAACCAACAACCCCGACGUGUUCAUUACUGGACCUGCUAGCCACAGCACGACGUCGACCACACCUGCGCAGGACCUCACUUUCCAGGGUAAUGAUGACAGGUCGCCGCUGCCCAUCGGCCGGAGUGUUUUGGAGCUGGAGGAUGUCAGGGAAACGGACAACUUUACAUGCGUGGCCAAGAGCCCGCUGGCCACAAUCGAAGCUACCACCACUGUCAAAGUUUUGUCGCUGCCAGUGGCACCGAUUUCCCUCAUGGUGUCUGAGGUGGGCGCGACGUCAGCCCGGCUGAGCUGGUCGUAUCCCAAAGAGGACGAACCCAACUAUUUUGUGCUGCAAUACAGACCGACCACAAUGACAAAUCAAGCUUUCUCGGAAAUCAGCGGCAUCAUCACCAAGUUCUAUACCGUGCGAGGCCUUACACCAUUCACGCAGUACGAGUUCCACGUCUCUGCUAUCAAUAAUAUCGGUCGCGGCCCGGCCAGCAUCGCGGUCACCGCCAACACAGGCGAGACAGUCGAUUCACUCCAAGGGAACGCAAAAGGUGGUUCGGUGCCGAAAAACGUGCAGGUGCGCCCUCUCAGCUCGAGCACAAUGGUGAUCCAGUGGGAAGAGCCGGAGUCGCCGAAUGCGCAAAUAACGGGCUACAAAGUUUAUUACACUGAAUCGCCGAAUUUGCCUUUGAGCCAGUGGCGCUCGCAGGUGGUGGAUAACAACCAGCUGACCACUAUUAGUGAACUCACCCCUCACAGCAUUUACACGAUUCGCGUGCAGACACUUACAAACGUUGGCCCCGGGCAUCUGUCGCCAGCCGUGUUGGUCAAAACUCAACAGGGAGUGCCGUCACAGCCCGACAGUCUGGACGCCAGCGAAAUUGGUGAAAACUCAGUAAAAUUGCAGUGGAGCAAACCAAUCAUCGCUGGGGAGCACCUGACUGGGUACGAUCUCUACUGGAACGACACCUACACCAAGGAGCGGCACCAUCGGCGUCUUCCAGUCUCAGACAGCUAUGAACUAACAGGCUUGGUACCUGACACCGUGUACCACGUGUCUCUAGCCGCGAGGUCUCAACGGGGAGAGGGAGCGACGACGAGCCCCUUGGUGGUCAAAACACAGCCUUAUGCCGUGGUGACGGCGGCCGCGGUGAACCUGACCGUCGUGAACGCCGAGGCACGGAAGCUGCACCUGCGGUGGGGAGCCGCCGCGUCGCCGGCCGGCGUUGUCUACCGCGUGCUGGCCCGCGAAUCCGACUCAGACACCACCGAGGUGGUCACGCACACCUCCGGCAAGGAGGCCAUCAUCCAGGGUCUGCAGCCAGGUACCACUUACGUGGUCACGGUCACGGCCACCCUGAACGGCAGGAUCGGCAAGGCGUCCGACCCUAUCAGGGCCACCACCUUCGACGACGCUUACCAGACGGGCAAACUCUACAUGCCAGGACCUCCGCAGGGCGUCAAGGUGCUCCCUGUUAACAUUUCCUGUCUACAAGUUUGGUGGCGCCCGCCGCUAGACACGGAAAAACGAGAUUUGAUCAGAGCAUACAAGAUAACGGUCAAGGAAGUGCCGCUUGAGAUUGUCGCAACCCAACAGGGACAAGAGAACUUGUUUCUGGAGCCACUGACAUUCGAGGUGCCGAGCUCAAAGUUGGAGCUGACUUCCGGUGGUGGCGAGUUGAAUGUGACGGGUCUGCAGCCCAGCACCGAGUACUCUGUGCAGGUGUCUGCGCUGACGAGACGCGGCGAGGGUGAAAAGAGCAAGCCGGUGAUGGGCACCACUCCCGGCGGGGUGCCCAACAAGCCUACGCUCGAGAUUAGGUUGCUGGACGAGGGCGAAGGGCUCGGGGUCGGCGUCGAGCUCGAGUGGUCAAAGCCAAGCAACCCCCACGGCGAACUGCUUGGCUAUAGACUACGAUACGGUGCCCGCCAGGACGACCAACACGAGGGCGGUCAACCAAUGCUUUACACCGACGAGGAUAUUGUUGGCGCACACACCUUGCAGCACCGCGUCCAGGGCUUGGAGCACGGCACUAUGUAUGAAUUCCGUCUCGCGGGCGUGACGGCGGCUGGCGUGGGCCAAGAGGCGGUGGAGCGUCUCCCGACCCCAGAAGGAGCCCCAGCGGGCCCACCCACGAAUCUGAGCGUCGACUUCCAGACACCGGACGUGGUCGCCCUAACUUGGUCACCACCGAUGGCCAACCUGCGCCGUGGAAGGGUGCUCAGGUACACGGCCCAGUUGUACAAGGUUGAGGACCACUCGGCACCCGUUGGCGAGCGAAAUGUCACCCUACCCAAAGCUGUGUUUGUUGGACUCGAAGAGAACACUGAAUAUUCAUUUCAGAUAAGGGCCUUCACAGUAAGAGGAGCCGGUCCACCCAGCGAAAAGCUGCUCGUGAAAACAGACAGAGACGCUGUGAGAGCUCCGCUUUCGGUCAACGCACUCGCCACCUCAGAUGCAAGCGUUGAGGUGUGGUGGGAACCGGUUCCGAGUCGAAACAAGGUCAUUGGAUAUCAGGUGUUUUACACGAUGACUGCGGUGGAAGACUUGGAUGAGUGGCAGCACAAAUCAGUGCCAGUCACCGAAUCGGCCGAGCUGACAAACUUGGAGAAGUUUGCGCAAUACGCUGUGGCCGUGGCGGCGAGAACCAGAACCGGACUUGGAAAGUUGUCGGAGAAAGUGACUGUCAAAGUGAAACCCGAGGAUGUGCCGCUGAAUUUGCGCGCGCACGAUGUCAGCACACACAGCAUGACGCUCUCAUGGUCGCCGCCUAUCAGACUCAAUCCUCAAAAUUACAGGGUGUCUUACGAUGCUUCAAAGGAGUUUGUCGACUCGCAAGGCAUUACGCAGGUGCAACUGGUGCCGCGGCGGAGCAUCGUGCUCGAGUCUUCUGCCCGCUCGCACACAAUCAACGAACUGUCCCCGUUUACUACAUACAACGUCAAUUUGAGCGCGAUUCCCGCCGACGGCGCCUACCGCCCACCGAUCAGAAUAACAGUGACCACCCAAAUGGCCGCGCCGCAGCCAAUGGUAAAGCCAGAUUUUUACGGCGUUGUCAGCGGAGAGGAAAUUCAAGUCAUUCUUCCACAAGCGUCCGAGGAGUACGGACCCAUUAGCCAUUAUUUCCUGAUCGUGGUGCCCGACGACCCUGAAAACGCCUAUAAACACCCCGACCAGUUUCUCACAGAUGAGGUGAUAGGAAACUCGAUGAAGCCAAGCGAGUUCCGGCCGUACGCGCCUUAUGUGGCUGCCAAAUUUCCCCAGAGAAACAUUCCUUACACGUUCCACCUCGGUAAUAGCGCCGCUUAUGAUGGAUUUGUGAACAAACCGCUGGAAAGAGGCAAGAAGUACAGAAUCUUCGUCAGAGCAGUCGUUGACACGCCGCAGAAGCACUUGUACACGUCGAGCCCAUUUUCCGAGCCGCUCGCCCUGGACAUGCGGGAGGUGCCACCCGGCGAGCCUCCGCGCCGACCGAAUCCUAAUGUGCCAGCCGAGACUUCCGCCGACGUCUCUGUCAACCGCAGCCUCGAGGAAGCCGGCCUCCUCUGGAUCAUCGGCCCCGUCGUGGCAGCUGCCUUUCUCUCGCUCUGCCUUCUAUCUCUGCUGCUCAUGCGAAGCAGACGGCGGCAACCGUCAAAGCAGCACGACCAGUCGGCAGCCAGCCGGCCAUUGAUGGCAAGUAACUCAGAGCACAAUUCGGCGCCAGUGGCACCAUGCAGCAUGAACGGCGCUCGCGAGGCCCAGAGUAACGGCCAGCAGCCGUGUCCACCAACGCCAAACGAUCCCGUCCAACUGCGCCGGCUGCACUUUAAAACGGCGGCCAUGGCGGCCCAUCCACCAGUGCCCAUGGCCCAACUCGCGCAGCACAUAGAAAGCCUCCGCUCUGAAGACAACGUCAGGUUCUCCCAGGAAUAUGAGAGUAUUGAGCCUGGUCAGCAGUUCACGUGGGACCACUCAAGUUUGGAGGUGAACAAGCCAAAGAACAGAUACGCCAAUGUCAUUGCCUAUGACCACUCGCGGGUCGUGCUGCAGUUGGAAAACGGCGAGCAGGGCAGCGACUACAUCAACGCAAACUUCUGCGAUGGAUACCGAAAGCACAACGCAUACAUUUCAACACAGGGUCCUCUGCAUGAAACAUUUGGUGACUUUUGGCGCAUGGUUUGGGAGCAAAAAAGUGCAAGUAUUGUAAUGAUGACUCGACUGGAAGAGAGAGCGAGAAUAAAAUGCGACCAAUACUGGCCUACAAGGAGCACAGAAACUUACGGACCAGUAACAGUCAACACUAUUGAAGUCCAAGAACUGGCUACUUACAGCAUACGCACUUUCCACGCUACAAGGGCCGGAUCGUCGGAAAAAAGAGAAGUCCGCCAAUUCCAGUUCACCGCGUGGCCAGACCAUGGGGUUCCCGAACACCCAGCCCCAUUCCUCGUGUUCCUUCGCAGAAUCAAAAGUUUGAAUCCACAAGGCGCUGGACCUAUCAUAGUUCAUUGCAGCGCCGGUGUGGGCCGAACGGGAUGUUUUAUCGUGAUUGACUCGAUGCUUGAGAGAAUGAAGACUGAAGCCACCAUCGACAUAUACGGCCACGUGACGUGCCUGCGGGCGCAGAGAAACUACAUGGUACAGACAGAGGAGCAGUACAUCUUUAUCCAUGAAGCGCUGCUUGAGGCUGCCGUCUGCGGCUCCACAGAGGUCACCGCGCGUAACCUACACACGCACCUUGCCACCAUUAGUCAGCUCAUCCCAGGAGAUAACCUUACCAAACUCCAGCUUGAAUUUAAGGCUCUGAGUCAGUCGUCAUUUUGCGGCAACUCUGAGCGAUUCUCGUCAGCCAGCCUGCCAAUCAACGCAAAUAAGAACCGACUGAUGCACGUGUUGCCGUACGAAAACACCAGGGUGUGUUUGAGCCCAAUUCGUGGUUCGGACGGCUCAGACUAUAUCAACGCCAGUCUGGUCGAUGGCUAUCGCUACAGAGCGGCUUAUGUGGCCACGCAGGGCCCGUUGCCCAACACCGCCGCUGACUUCUGGCGAAUGCUCUGGGAGUACAACUCAACCAUCGUCGUCAUGCUCACUAAGCUCAAAGAAAUGGGCAGGGAAAAGUGUCACCAAUAUUGGCCGAGUGAUCGGUCUGUGCGCUACCUCAAUUAUGUGGUUGACCCUUUGGCUGAGUACAACAUGCCUCAGUAUAUUCUCAGAGAGUUCAAGGUGACGGAUUCAAGGGAUGGACAAUCACGCACAGUCAGACAGUUCCAGUUCAUAGAAUGGCCUGAGCAAGGCGUGCCAAAGUCGGGCGAGGGCUUCAUCGAGUUUAUAGGGCAAGUUCACAAGACCAAGGAGCAGUUUGGUCAAGAAGGCCCGAUCACUGUGCACUGCAGUGGAGGCGUUGGACGGACUGGCGUUUUCAUCACCCUCAGUAUAGUUUUAGAAAGAAUGCAAUAUGAAGGAAUGGUUGACCUUUUGCAGACUGUCCGAAUUCUCCGCACACAGAGACCAGCCAUGGUUCAAACCGAGGAGCAGUACGAAUUCUGCUACAGAUCCGCUCUUGAGUACUUGGGCUCAUUUGAGUAUGCUGCCUGACAAGAACUGGCCGCCGAACUAAAGUUGUGGUAAAUCAUGUGCGCAACAAAUCGUCUUUAUGAGCCAUGUUGGUUCGCAUUUAUAUGAGAUGUGAUAAUAGUUAAGAGAACAUAAUAUAUUAUGCGAAGAGUGAGGGUCAAGCAAAAUGUGGAAAUACUCAUGAGUGUUGUUACUCUCUAAUGUUUUUGCCAGUCUGAAUGUGAGUGAAAAGUCAACAGCUUUUUCUAUCUUGAUCCUGCCUGAAUCUUGUGUUUGUAUCAAAAGUUUGGUGUUGCAAAAUUCAUAUGUCUGAAUGUGAUUUAGAAUGGAAAACAUGUCACACAGUCCAUAAAUAAUAUCAUGGUGUAACAAGGAGGGAAUAUAAUAAAAAGUUUUAAA
Molecule: messenger RNA, 6995 nt
Organism: Cloeon dipterum
Lineage: Eukaryota; Metazoa; Arthropoda; Insecta; Ephemeroptera; Baetidae
Product: tyrosine-protein phosphatase Lar-like
Exons: 35
Coding region: 189-6617 (2142 amino acids)
Biological process (GO): peptidyl-tyrosine dephosphorylation involved in inactivation of protein kinase activity
Cellular component (GO): signaling receptor complex
Molecular function (GO): protein binding; protein tyrosine phosphatase activity
Source: RefSeq, a predicted model, not a curated record